This is a messenger RNA of Ananas comosus (pineapple), 942 nucleotides long. RefSeq names its product F-box only protein 11. The record is from RefSeq and is a predicted model, not a curated record. The transcript has 2 exons. NCBI's taxonomy places the organism in Eukaryota, Viridiplantae, Streptophyta, Magnoliopsida, Poales, Bromeliaceae. Bases 100 to 657 code for a protein of 185 amino acids.
CUCUUUCUCCUCCCUCGUGCGGCCCCAUUCCCCACCCUUACUCCGCAUCUCGCUCGAGCUACUGCGCCCCUCCCGUGGUCGCGAGAUUCAGGUUUUGUCAUGGGGGAUUCCUACACUGUCCAGUUAAGCACGGAGUUGAUCAACCAACUAGCAGGCGAUGGGCCUAAGCCAAAAAGGAAAGUCAAGAAACCCAAGCCGAAGACCAGGAAUGAACGUGAGCCGCCCCAAAUUAAGAAAAACCAAAUCCCAACUGCACAGCCGAACAGCUCCACAGGGAGCAUUUGGUCACCACGGCAGCCUCCUCCUCCUCCUCCCAUGUACUUACCAAUAACCCCUCCUCCUCACCCGCCCCCAUCUUCAAUACCAGAGGUGGAAGCUAUCCGCGCAGUGUGUAGAGAGAGUGAGAAGGUCGUCGAGAAGCUGGAGAGGAAGGAGAGCGACAUGCUUCAAGAGCUCAAUCAAAGGGCGAAGGAGCUUCGAGAUAAGGAGUUCAAGCUGCCCUAUCAGAAUCCCAUGCUGUGUACAGCCGAGAGAGAGGAUUGCCUCCGCUGCUACAAGGAGAACCCAAAUGAGCCGCUCAAGUGUUCACAUGCGGUGAAAAAAUUCGCUGAUUGUGCCCGCCAGGCAAGACAGAACAGGAAUGUGGCGGCAAGUUAAUCAAUAGGAUCUGAGAUGGGAAUUGAAGCUUACACCGUUAACUUUGUUUGAUUGAGAAUUUAUCAAAUAACUAGAGUUUUGAUGAACCUCGCCAUCAUUUUGCGGAUGUAGUUAGGCUCUUGUAUGAUUUGGUUGUUUUCACAGAUUCACUAUUUGAGGGUCCCACUGUGUGGGACUAAACACGAUUGUUUCAGAUGCAUAUCAUGUUUUUUUUUUUUUUUGGGUCCCUGUUAAAUGCGUAUAUUCAAAUCAAAGCUUAUGAAUGGCAAUGUUUGUUUUACUUCA